Halichondria panicea is the source of this 9685-nucleotide messenger RNA. RefSeq names its product deleted in malignant brain tumors 1 protein-like. NCBI's taxonomy places the organism in Eukaryota, Metazoa, Porifera, Demospongiae, Suberitida, Halichondriidae. The record is from RefSeq and is a predicted model, not a curated record. Gene Ontology annotation, cellular component: membrane. The transcript has 46 exons. Bases 83 to 9577 code for a protein of 3164 amino acids.
UAAAAGGGCCUAACAUAAAAAGUCCGAGCAUAGAUUAACUUUUAUAUUUUUACUAGACCAUAUGCCAAACAGUUGAGUCAAGAUGCAUAAAAAACUGUGCUCGGUUCUGCUUCUGCUUGCAGUGGCAGCUCCAAAUAUUGCACAAGAUGAAGACAUGAUGACAGUUUGCAGCUUUGAGGGAGACCUGAGAUUGGCUGGAGGAGGUUCCAAUGCCCUCAACGGGAGAGUGGAGGUGUGUUUCAACAACCGAUGGGGGACGGUCUGCGACGAUGACUGGGAUGACAGAGAUGCACAAGUUGUGUGCAGACAACUGGGGUACUCAUCUCAAGGUGCCCGAGGCUAUCGGGGAGAAUUCGCACAAUAUGAGCCUGGAACUGGUCUCAUCCACUUGGAUAAUGUCCGCUGCACAGGAGAUGAGGAGGUAUUAGCCAACUGCACUGCACAGGCUAUUGGAGAACACAACUGCAACCACUUCGAAGAUGCCGGGGUGCUAUGUGAAGAGGCUGGUUUUUCCUGUGCGGAUGGUGAUAUAAGACUACUGAACGGCAAGACAAUGUACGAGGGUCGAGUUGAGGUCUGCCUGAACAACAAGUUUAGCACUAUCUGCUCGAAUGGCUGGGGGGCAGAGGAAGCUAUGGUGGUGUGCAACCAGUUAGAAUUCACUGAGGGCGGAAUUCCGUACUCAACAAGUAGAAUCAGCUUUGGAUUUGGUGUGGGGGAUAUUAGCUGGAAUCGACUCAACUGUGUAGGCAAUGAGAACAACCUCACCCAGUGCUCUUCUGACACCUCCUUCGAUCUAUUCUGCGAUCACUACGAUGACGUCGGAGUCCUCUGCCCUCAACCUAACGCAUCUUGUGCGGACGGAGAUGUCAGACUAUCAGGAGGACGCAUCAGUUCUGAGGGCUUUGUGGAGAUCUGCUUCAACGGGCACUGGGGCACCAUCUGCCACAACGGAUGGGACGAAAACGAUGCUAAUGUACUCUGUGGAGAGCUGGGAUUCGUUAGAAAUGGGUCUGUUGCAAUCAGAUUCGGUAAUUUGGGACGAGGAGAUGAUUUGAUACUAUUAGAUAGAGUGGCAUGCACUGGAAAUGAGAGCAACUUGAAUUCUUGCCCAAGAUCUUCUACCGUUGGGGAUAACUUUUGCACUCAUCUUCAGGACGCUGGUGUCAUCUGUGUUGACCCCAACAACACGUGCACCAAUGGUGACAUACGAUUGGUGGAUGGGGAGACUUCAAACGAGGGAAGAUUGGAGCUCUGUUUCAACAAUCACUGGGGGACAGUAUGUGACGAUGAUUUUGACAGUGUAGAGGCUGCUCUAGUGUGCAGGCUGCUCGGAUUCAAGGAAGAAGGUGCUGUUGGACUUCAUGGUGCAUUCUUUGGUGAGGGAGUUGGGAUAAUUUUCCUGGACAAUUUAGAGUGUACUGGUAACGAGAGCAGCUUCCUUGAAUGCUCCCAUGUGGGUAUUGGCAAUAGCAACUGUCGCCAUAGCGAGGAUAUCAGUAUUCUGUGUCAAGCUGCCAAUAGCUCGUGCAUAAACGGAGAGAUCCGAUUGAUCAAUGGUAGCGAGGCAAACUCAGGUCGUGUGGAGGUGUGUUUCAACGGACGGUUUGGGACAGUGUGUGAUGACAAUUGGGACAUGCAAGAUGCAACUGUCGUGUGCAAUCAACUGGGCUACACUGGAGAAGGUGCUAUUGGUCUGUCUGGUGCAUACUUUGGACAAGGCACUGGUCCAAUCUUCUUUGACAAUACAGAGUGCAACCCAGCCAACCACUCCACCCUCAUCUCCUGCUUUGAUGUUGAGAACGAGGCUGGGGUACACAACUGUGACCAUGUGGAGGAUGCCUCCGUCAUAUGCCCUGUUGCUAAUCGGACUUGUGGAGGUGCGCUCAACGGUGACAUUCGUCUUGUCAACGGUAGCACUGAGUUGGAGGGCCGAGUGGAGUUGUGUCUGGAUGGAGAGUGGGGGACCAUUUGCGAUAACUUCUGGACAGACAAUGAUGCAGCUGUUGUGUGCACACAGCUAAAUUAUGUACCCACUGACGCACAGGCUCUCAAAGGAGCUGCCUUCGGUCCAGGAGUGGGCGAUAUUUUUCUCGAUCGGUUCUUCUGCGGUGGUGAUGAGACCAAAAUCACUGACUGCACCUAUUUCACAGUAAUCCCCGGGAGUUGCUCACAUGAUCAGGAUGUGGGUGUGGUUUGUUCAGAUGCUGCAUGUACUGAUGGUGAGAUCCGAUUGGUCGAUGGGCAGCUCCCUUCAGAGGGUCGAGUGGAGGUCUGCAUCGGUAACCAAUUUGGGACAGUGUGUGACGAUGGAUGGGACAGCAAAGAUGCGGCUGUUGUCUGCAGACAGCUAGGAUACAAUGAUGGAAUAGGUGCUCUUGCCCUCCCGCUGGCUUUCUUUGGCCGUGGUACUGCUCAAAUCCUAUUUGCCAAUGUGGAAUGCCUUGGAAACGAGACUGACUUGUUGAGCUGCUCCCAUAAACGUGAUCCUUUCUGCUUCCAUUUUGAGGAUGCAGGAGUCCUCUGUGAAAGUGCCAACGACACUGCAAUCUGUGAGAAUAGUGACAUCCGAUUGGUCGGAGGAUCUGGUCCGUACGAAGGCAAUUUGGAGGUGUGCUUCAGUGGUAACUGGGGUACCGUGUGUGGCGACUUAUGGGACUCCACAAAUGCCCAAGUAGUGUGCACAAUUCUUGGCUAUGAGGCACAAUACGCACUGUCUACAAGAUCGGCUUAUUUUGGUGUGGCUGAUAAUGGAAUUAUCAUACUUGACAACGUGGAUUGUGUGGGCAACGAGACAAAUAUCCUCCAAUGUCCUAGUAACAACCCAGGGGACCAUGACUGCUCACACUCAUUGGAUGCUGGUGUCAUCUGCUCAGUGACUAACUCGAGUUUUGAUUGUCAGUCUGGAGAGAUGAGGCUGGUGGGUGGGGAAACCCCCAAUGAGGGGAGGGUGGAGGUAUGCGUAAAUGGAGAGUGGGGUACCGUCUGUGAUGAUCUUUGGGAUGAUUUUGCUGCCUCAGUCGUCUGCAGGGUACUCGGAUAUGGAGAAGAAAAUGCUCAAGCGAUUGGUGAAGCAGAGUUUGGACAGGGUAGUGGUGUAAUCCUGAUAUCCAGUGUAGUCUGCACUGGGACUGAGACGAGUCUAUUGGAUUGCCCACUGCAAGGACCAAGUACACUCUGCUCGCAUAGAGAGGACGCAAGUGUCAUUUGCAACCGACCGAUAUGCUUUGACGGAGAGAUCCGAUUGGUCAACGGAAUGAGUGCGUGGGAGGGAGAUGUGGAGUUGUGUCAGGACAGAGAGUGGAGUGGAAGUGUGUGUGAUACUUUCUGGGACAACAGAAAUGCUGAAGUGGUCUGCAAUCAGCUGGGCUACCCCAGUCAAGGUGCUGUGGCUACCCGAGGUUCGUUUUUUCGCGGACCAAUAGCUCCAUAUAUUAUAAACCUGGUGGACUGCGGUGGUAAUGAGAGCAGCCUGCUCGAGUGCCAAUACAUCAGAUCGACCUUCUUCUGUUUCGGCAAUGCCGGAGUCAUUUGCCCUACAAUAAAUGAGACAAACAGCUGCACAAAUGGUGAUGUUCGUCUUGGUGAUGGAAGCAAUGAGUAUGAGGGUAGAGUGGAGAUGUGUUUGCAUGGUCGAUGGGGGACUGUCUGUGAUGACAGCUGGGACAGCAGAGAUGCUCAAGUCGUUUGUAGACAACUGGGAUACACUGGCACCAACAACUCUGGAAUAGCAGUGCCGGCAAGAAGGGCAAAGUUCGGACCAGGAAACGGCUUUAUCAUUCUGGAUGAGGUCAACUGCAACGGCUCUGAGCCUUCUCUACUGCAGUGCAGAGCUGCCGAAUUAGGUGUACACAAUUGCGGGCCAUCAGAGGAUGCUUCAGUCUACUGUCCAUAUCCUGGGUCUCCUUGUCCGAAUGGAGAUGUGCGAUUGGCUGAUGGAGACAAAGAGGACCGAGGGAGAGUGGAGUUCUGUGUGGGUGGAGUCUGGCACACCAUUUGUGCCGAUAGCUUUUGGACCAACCAAGAUGCACAAAUUGUGUGUCGCCAGCUGGGAUACCCGGCACCUGAGAAUGCUAUCUCUAUCACUGUUGGGGGUGGAAGUGGCCCCAUACAGGUAACACACCUCCAGUGCAGUGGAAACGAGGCACGAAUCACCGACUGUCCUGUACCAGACUUCGCUCUCAUCAGUCUCGCUUGCUCGUCACAUGACAGCGACGCUGGCGUCAUCUGUAUACCAGAUAUUGACAACACAACAUGUUACAAUGGUGAAGUGAGAUUGGUGGAGGGGAUGACUGCCAAUGAAGGUCGAGUGGAGGUGUGCUUUGCCAACCGAUGGGGUACCAUCUGUGACGACUCUUUUGGGGCAGAGGAGGCCAGGGUUAUCUGCAGACAGCUUAACUAUACUGAGAAUGUUAAUUCAUCACUGGCCAUUGGUAGAGGUUUCUUUGGUCAGGGGCAGGUGCCUAUCCACCUGGACGACUUGAUGUGUGAAGGUGAUGAGCGGACGCUGCUCGAGUGUAUUCAUAACGGAGUGGGGUUACACAACUGUGGACACGCUGAGGAUGCCGGAGUGGUGUGUAUUGCACCAAAUCCAAAUUGUGACACGGGAGAUGUUCAAUUAGUCAACGGCAAAACGAAGUUCGAAGGUCGUCUGGAGGUGUGUCUUGGAGGCAGAUGGGGGACAGUGUGUGACGAUGAUUUUGACAAUCUCGACGCCACCGUGGUGUGCAGACAACUAGGCUUCUCAAACAAUAUUUCCAUUGCUACGGAUGCUCUGGAAUAUGGUAUUGGUGAAGGUCUCAUCUUCCUGGACGAGCUCGACUGCACUGGGUCCGAGAGAGGACUGCUCGAGUGUUCCAGUAACGACCCUGGCAUACACAACUGUUUCCACGGCGAGGACGUUGGAGUUAUCUGUCUGACCUCCAAUUCCACUCGCAGCUGUACCUCUGGUGAUGUGCGACUGGUGGGUGGAGCCAGAGAUAAUGAGGGUAAUGUGGAGGUGUGUCUGAAUGACCAGUGGACGAGUGUAUGCAGCCAGGGCUGGGACAGGAAGGAUGCAGCUGUCCUCUGUAACUCUCUCGGCUAUGACGGAAACAACUCUCUUUCAGUCUCGAAUUCAUUCUUUGGAAGAGGCUUUAAUGGUGCACCCUCAGUGUCUGGGGUCAACUGUGUGGGGAAUGAGACUGACCUCUUCAACUGCACUUACACCACCCCUGGAAACUGUAACUCAAACCAGAUUGCUGGUGUCCUUUGCCCGCCAGUGAUUCCGGCUAAUUGUACUAACGGUGACAUUCGAUUGAUCGGAGGGAGGACUGUAUAUGAAGGUCGAGUAGAGAUGUGUCUCCAUGGCUACUGGGGAGGGGUGUGUCCAUCUGAUGCUCACUGGGGCUAUAGUGACGCCACUGUAGUGUGCAGACAACUGGGAUACACAGAAAAUGGUAUUGCUGUUGCUUCAAACAACUUUGAUCGUUUUGAAACCAGAUCCAGAAGUUUGUAUCUCCUGGGUAAGGUGCAGUGUACAGGCAAUGAGACCACCCUACUCGAGUGUAGGGCCAGUGAGCUAGGAGAUGAAGUAUCAUGUGCAUCAUUUGAGGUUGCUGGUGUCUUCUGUCCCUACCCAAGCAGUGGGUGUAGAAACGGUGAUGUGCAGCUAGUAAAUCAGGGGAACGAACACAGUGGACGUGUGGAGUUGUGUGUGGGUGGAGUCUGGAAGUCACUCUGUGUAGAUCCGUUCUUCCAUGUCUGGAGCAACAGAAAUGCACAAGUUGUGUGUCGACAACUGGGCUAUGAAAAUGUAGAAAACGCUGUUAGCAUUGUUGUCCCUAGUAGCACUGACUUUGGUUUUGACUUGUUUCUUAGUUAUAUUGAUUGUCUUGGUAACGAGAGCACCCUUGUCAGUUGUGACUUACAACAAAGUGGUUUCCCUUUCGAGGCAUGUCUAUUUGCAGACACGUAUGCAGCCGUCAUUUGUCAAUCACCUGAGCCUUGUACAAAUGGUAACAUUCGAUUGGUCGAUGGAGCGGCAGACUUUGAAGGUCGUGUUGAGAUUUGCUUGAACAACGUAUGGGGCACAGUGUGUGAUGACGCAUGGGGCAGCCCUGAGGCACAGGUAGUGUGUAGGCAGCUGGGCUUCACAAACGACAUUGAAGGGUCCGUGCCUUUCAGCGGUGCUUAUUUCGGAGUGGGUAUUGUCCCGAUUCAUUUAGAUGAGCUGGAGUGUGACGGUGAUGAAUUGAUGCUCUCCGACUGUGGGCAUUCGGGGGUGGGCAUUCAUAACUGUGGGCACCAUGAAGAUGCUGGAGUCAUCUGUGUAUCUAACAAUGCAACAGGCUGCACAUAUGGAGACCUUCGCCUAGUUGGUGGAACUUCUGAUCUUGAGGGUCGACUGGAGGUGUGUGCUGGAGGGAGAUGGGGGACAGUGUGUGACGAUGAGUUCAACGAAAUAGAUGCCAGUGUGGUCUGUAGACAGCUGGGCUACUAUCCUGAGAAUGCUAUGUUUGAGGACAGUGGAGUGUUUGGUGAAGGGAAUGGUUUGAUCUUCCUUGAUAACCUGCUCUGUAUCGGUAAUGAGACCAGGCUGAUUGACUGUCCACAUAACGGAUUGGGUGCCAACAACUGUUUCCACGAUGAGGACGUUGGAGUGAGGUGUACGGAACUCCCUCCCACCACCAACCCCCCCACUACCAACACUACAGGCACUCCAGCUCCCAGCUGUAUGGAAGGUUCUGUGGAGCUGAGAGGCAUAGGAGCCACUCAGGCUAGCGAGGGUACAGUGCAGCUGUGCAAGGAUGGCCAAUGGGGCACCAUUUGUGAUGAUGACUGGGAAACAGCUGAUGCUGUUGUCGUGUGCAGGCAACUCGGACUCAUGACUGAUGGUGCUAUCGGAGUACGAGGAGCAUUCUUUGGUCGAGGGGAUGGGCCUAUCCACAUCCUGUCCAUUCAUUGCCAGGGUUCAGAGUCCUCUAUCGCAAACUGCCCUGUGUCCAACUCCGCCCUAUUUUGCGGUCAUCACGAGGACUCUGGUGUUAUCUGCCCUCCAGAUCAGCCGCAAAACUGCACAAAUGGUGCUGUUCGUCUUGGUGAUGGGAGCAAUGAGUAUGAGGGUAGAGUGGAGAUGUGUUUGCAUGGUCGAUGGGGGACUGUCUGUGAUGACAGCUGGGAUAGCAGAGAUGCUCAAGUCGUCUGUAGACAACUGGGAUACACAGAGAAUGGACUACCUUGGGCUGCACAUGGAGCAAACUUCGGAGAGGGUAGUGGUUUCAUUCUUUUGGACGAGGUGAACUGUCAGGGAGCAGAGAACACAUUGCUAGGCUGUAGAGCAUCAGAUAUUGGUAUUCACAACUGCAGAUCUUCUGAGGAUGCUGGAGUCUUCUGCCCCUAUCCUGGCAUGAACUGUAGUAAUGGAGAGAUCCGAUUGGUUAAUGGUGAUAUGGAUAAUACGGGACGAAUGAUUUCGGGACGAGUGGAAGUGUGCGUUGGUGGGACGUGGAGUACUGUGUGUGCUGACUUCAACUGGGACGAUCGAGAAGCUAGGACAGUCUGCAGGCAGCUGGGCUACACUGACUUGUCUGAUGCUCUGGCAUUGAGUGGUGCAGUGUACGGAGAGGGGGAGAAUCCAAUUCUCGUGGGCUCCCUCAACUGCUCAGGGGAGGAGAGUGAGCUGUUUAGAUGCAGUACUUUAGGAGGCAUCCGCUUCACCUGCACACAUGCUAAUGAUGCAGGAGUGGAAUGUGUAGGAGACAACGUGUUUGUCUGUGAUGAUGGGGAUAUUCAACUGGUGAAUGGAGCCACUCCUAACGAGGGUCGAGUGGAGAUCUGCUUCAACAACCACUGGGGUACUAUCUGUGAUGACCAAUGGGGACCUCAGGAGGCAACGGUGGUGUGCAGACAGCUGGGCUAUGGUGAUGGUGAAGGAGCUGUGGCCAUUCCCAGAGCAUUCUUUGGUGAGGGUACAGGGCGUAUCCACCUGGACGAUGUCAACUGUGAGCGCACUGAGACGUCACUCAUGCAGUGCCAAAGCAGCGAAGUCUCAAACCACAACUGUGGACACAGUGAGGAUGCUGGAGUCAUUUGCAUAGUUGCCAACGCUACCUGUGUGUAUGGAGACCUUCGCCUAGUGGGUGGAGCUUCUGAUCUUGAGGGUCGACUGGAAGUGUGUAUUGGAGGGAGAUGGGGGACAGUGUGUGACGAUGAUUGGGACGAGAAGGAAGCACAGGUGGUGUGUAGGCAGCUGGGUUUCUCUCAAGAAGGAGCCGUCCCUCUAAAAAGAGCAUUCUUCGGACAGGGUACCGGUCCUAUCUUCUUUGAUGAGUCAAACUGUCUUGGAAACGAGAGCAUGCUCAUCGAGUGUCCUAGCUCUGGAGUGGCUGUGCACAACUGUCUACAUUCCGAGGAUGCAGCUGUCAUCUGUCAACCGCUUCCAUGUACCAAUAACAAUGUUCGUUUGAUUGGAGGUCUCGACCAGUUCAACGGCAUCCCUCAAGUGUGUGCCAACCAAUUAUGGGGAUCCAUUUGUACCGAUGAUUUCAACCCCCAAACAGCCAGCGUGAUUUGUGAUGGGCUUGAUUCUAACAAAACUGGUGCUCUUCAAGUUCCCUCCUCUCUGUUUACACUUGCUAAUGCUGAUACAAGCAAUACCUUUAGUCUCAAUGUCACCUGUGAUGAUAAUGACUGUUCCUUUGUUCCAAAUUCUCUCUCAACCUGUACCAAUUUUGCGGGUGUCUUGUGUCCCUCUAUACUGGAUAACGAGGCAGAGAGGGUGUGCCGGUCAGGAGAGGUGAGGCUGGGUGGUACCGUGGAUGGCUCUCAAGGAAGAGUAGAAGUGUGCUUCAACAACAUCUGGGGGACCGUCUGUGAUGACUCAUGGGACGACAAUGGUGCAGCUGUCGUGUGCAGACAACUAGGACUGCCAAGUGAUGCUGCGUUUGCUGAGAUGGAGGGAAAGUUUGGACCAGGGGUGGGGCCAAUCUACCUGGACGAUGUCAAAUGUUCUGGCACAGAGUCCCAUAUUCUAGAGUGCUCUCAACUGCCGCUUGCCUCCAUACACAACUGUGCCCACAGUGAGGAUGCCACUGUGGCCUGCCCAGGAGUUGAAGUGACUACCGCUGCUCCCCCCACGACCUCUGCUCCCCCCACUACCGCUGCUCCCCCCACUACCACUGCUCCCCCCACUACCACUGCUCCCCCCACUACCACUGCUCCCCCCACUACCACUGCUCCCCCCACGACCACUGCUCCCCCCACAACCACUGCUCCCCCUACAACCGCUACUACCUCCACUACCACUGCUCCCUCCACUACCACUAGUACUAAAGAGCCACCAAGUGUCAACGUAGCUGGUCAGAACGGGUCCAGCAUGGUUGCCAUAAUUGUGCCUCUCGUCCUGAUUAUUAUUCUGCUCAUUCUCAUCAUUGUGGUGGUUCUGAUCAUCUUCUUAGUCUACAGGGCUCGCAAAUCUGGUAAAUUUUCAUUCAGAAGCUUUGAAGACGAGCGUCCAAUCGUGAGCUCCGAUUCCUUCUCUUCUGAAGCACCCAUUAAUAAAGAUUUAGAACUGGUUGAGAAAACUGAUCAGUUUUAACCAUUUAAGCCGAACUACUUGUAUACCUAUUCCUGAACUGUUGUACACAUUUAAUAAUGCACACACGAAUCAAUAUUGUUAACUCUUUUUUUCUCUUUUCAAUAAUUG